UUCACUCGUCUCAUUUCAAUAGCUCACACUGCGAUUGAUUACUUGACACUCUUUCAGCUCUUCACAGCCUCUAGAUUGGAAGAGUCCGGUCAUUGUUUUGCAUAUAUAUCAUAGCGAAAAUGGAGUCGCCACAUAAAGGCUACGGUUCGGGGAUCUCUAGCUCGAAGGAGUCUGAUCUUGUACACCAAGUCCAUCUAGAGGCCGUUCCGCCUUCAGAAGACCCUGGAGUCCGCAAAGGCAUGCAUUUCUGGCUCAUCUUCUUAGGCCUAUGUCUUGCAGGCUUUAUCAGCGCCAUCGACAUCAACAUCAUCUUCACAGCAUUACCAACUAUUUCUGACGAGCUUGGCAGUGCAGGCGACUACACCUGGCUUGGCAACUCCUAUGUUUUGGCCGUGACGUCAAUUCAGCCCCUGUACGGCCAGCUUGCUGACAUCUUCGGGCGACGUUACCCAUUCAUUGCCUCUAUCGUCAUUUUCGCUUUGGGUAGUGGUGUCGCCGGCGGCUCCCGAACUACGGCAAUGUUCAUUGCAGGUCGCAUAGUGCAGGGACUCGGUGGUGGUGGUAUGAUCAUGUUGAUUGACUUGAUUGUCUGUGAUCUGCUGCCCCUUCGGGAUCGCAGCACUUACCUUGGCGUCGUCCUCGGUGCUUGCGCCAUAGGAAGUGUCAUUGGACCAGUGAUAGGGGGCGCUAUUGUCACUCAUUCAACUUGGAGGUGGGCAUUUUGGCUCAAUCUUCCGGUUUGUGGAAUAACCUUGGCUGUUGUGAUCCCCUUCUUCCGUGUUAAGGUAGGGAAGCCCGUCAGCUGGUGGAAUUCAUUAGCUCGUCUUGACUUCGUCGGUAAUUUUCUUUUCAUUGCUUCUAUUACUUCAGUCCUCAUCGGAUUGGUUUCAGGCGGCACGCUGUCCCCCUGGGGUUCCUGGAGAACCAUCCUGCCUCUUGUUCUUGGAUUUCUCGGAUUGGGCACGUUUUUUAUGCAGCAAGCCUACUGUGAUAAGCCCAUCAUGCCAUUGCACCUGUUCACCCACCGCACCUCAGUAACAGUCUAUCUGCAAGAUUUCAUUAUAUCCGUCAACCUUCAAUGGUGCGUCUAUGUGUUGCCGCUCUAUUUUCAAUCGGUACAAGGUACUUCCGCCCUAGACGCCGGCAUUAACAUUCUGCCGAUCAAUGCUUUCAUGAUUCCCACGGGUGCAGUGGCUGGAGCUCUCUUGACACGAUUUGGUCAUUAUAAGCCACUUCACUGGGCAGGCUUCAUUGUCUUGUCGGUCUCCUUUGCCCUUCUCUCCACACUUUCCGAAUCCACGACCACAGUUACAUGGGCAUGGUUUGAGAUCCUCGCUGGCAUUGGCAUUGGCCUUCCGCUCACGACACAAUUGCCAGCUAUACAGGCGGUUCUCCCUGAAUCGGACGCCGCUGUGUCUACCAGUACAUACUCAUUUAUCAGAUCCUUCGGUUUUGUGUGGGGGGCCACUAUUCCAGCAGUUGUGUUCAACAGCCGUGUUGAUACCAGUCUAGGCAUGGUCGAUGAUUUGACUGUCAGAAAUGCUCUCGCUCAUGGAGGAGCAUAUGAGUUUGCCGUCAAAGUUAGGGAUCUCACCGGACAGACUUUGCAACAAACGCUUCACGUGUAUACAAGCUCUUUACGUAUUGUUUGGUUUGUUGGCUUUGCAAUUUCAAUUGCCGGGUUUCUCCUUGUUUUUGGCGAGCAGCAUGUAGAUCUACGUGCUACGUUGGACACAGAAUACGGAUUAGACUCUGAUGACAAUCAGCGUACCUGAGGGUGAGCCAGUAUAAAUGCUGUUGGUCAAUGCGCCCCGUAUUACAAGGCGCGCUGUACAGUGCGGUUACUCUCUGUAUAUCUGACAACUAAUAUUAAAUUGUAUUUUAUCAGACGUAGGUAAAAUUAAGGAGCAGGUAAACUCAAGCUCGAAAAUUAUAUAUAUAUAUAUUUCUGCAAAGGGAUGUUGCGUUAUGCUUAGGUGC
Molecule: messenger RNA, 1980 nt
Organism: Xylaria bambusicola
Lineage: Eukaryota; Fungi; Ascomycota; Sordariomycetes; Xylariales; Xylariaceae
Product: major facilitator superfamily domain-containing protein
Exons: 1
Coding region: 120-1775 (551 amino acids)
Biological process (GO): transmembrane transport
Molecular function (GO): transmembrane transporter activity
Source: RefSeq, a predicted model, not a curated record